Staurois parvus is the source of this 438-nucleotide messenger RNA. The record is from the annotation of a GenBank genome assembly. Lineage: Eukaryota; Metazoa; Chordata; Amphibia; Anura; Ranidae.
CGGCGGUGCGCUGUGUCCCACUGAUCCAUGGAAAGAGCCGAAGAUGUUGGCUCGGUCAUGUGAUCAGCUGUUUCCAAUCACAGCUGAUCACAUCAGUGCCACCUGUCAGUGUCCAUCAGUGCCAGCUCUCAGUGCUCAUCCAUGCCACCUGCCAGUGCCCAUCAGUGCCAUAUUUCAGUGCCCAUCAGUGACACAUCAAUGCCACAUAUCAGUGCCCAUCUGAGCUGCCUUUCAGUGUCACCCAUCAGUAACAGUCAAUGCCGCCUAUCAGUGUCAGUGAGUGCCACCUAUCAGUGCCACCUAACAGUGCCAGUCAGUGCUGCCUAUCAGUGUCAGUCAGUGCCGCCUAUCAGUGCCACCUAUCAGUGCCGCCUAUCAGUGCCAUAUAUGAGUGCUGCCUUUCAGUGUCCAUCAGUGAUGCCUGUCAAUGCCCAUCAA